Messenger RNA from Glarea lozoyensis ATCC 20868, 1998 nucleotides. Its product is annotated as P-loop containing nucleoside triphosphate hydrolase. NCBI's taxonomy places the organism in Eukaryota, Fungi, Ascomycota, Leotiomycetes, Helotiales, Helotiaceae. The transcript is spliced from 4 exons. The coding region runs from base 1 to 1998 and encodes 665 amino acids. The record is from RefSeq and is a predicted model, not a curated record.
AUGAUUGCCCAUAAGCUGACUCCCGACCGGGUCUUGAUGGGACGGCCAGUAGCACCAGCCUACGCGAGACUCCCCAAACAUUUCAGUGGCUCUUCCUACAACAUCUCUCCCCUAUCAACGACGCAUCUCCAUCUCCUUCCACUCUCCCUGCCAGUAGCCGCCCCUUUUCGCGUCUCCACGACGAAGGGAGGACACCUGCACAGGAUCAUGCGGCGAGCAGCCAGUACGAAGCGCAUCUCCCGGACACCGUUUUCCAGAAGCCCGCGCGUCUUCGCAGCACACGCGCUGUACAGAGCUACGAGAAGCCCUGACAGUGUCGCCCCAAGACGCAGUGCAACCAAUCCAGGUCCAGAAUCUUACUCCAGCUCUACCCAUUUCGAGCCCGAUCAAGGACCAUCCUCACCGAAUGGUGAUAGAAAUGGAUCCCGUCACUCGGAAUCCUCCGGCUCGUAUGAGGAGCAUGGUCCCAGGACACGAUUCGAUACUUCAGGUCAGAAUGAUCAGUCCACAAUUGGCUCGAAGAUGCUUGAAUCAGCUGCAACAGCCUUUGCGUCAAUUAUUGUGCUAGGCACCGGCUUUGGACUCGGUGGCUAUUUAUAUCAUAAAUUUUACAAAUGGAUGGUUCUACAGAAGAUAGAGGGUGCCUUCAAGCCAGGCGAUCCUGUUUUAGAACUGGCUGCGAUUGGAAAGCAGAUUCCUAAUUCAAUCACCACCAGCAGAGGGCAAGAGAACGAUGAUCAUUGGAUCUUACGAGAUGAGCAAGUGAAGAUUGAUCGCAUUGUUGAUGGUACAGAACGAGGACACUAUCAUCUCCUGAUUGGAGAGAAGGGAACCGGGAAAAGCUCUAUGCUUCUCGAUGCUAUGAAGAAAGUCGACGGAGAAGGUAUCAGCAUGUUUGAAGCGCAUGCAGAUCUUGAAAUCUUUCGGAUUCGCCUCGGCAAGGCUCUUGACUAUGAAUUCCACGAGGAUUACAUUGGCUCUUACUUUUCGGAGAGGGGUCCCAGAGAUACUACUGCGUUGUUAGACAUUGAAAGAGCCUUCAACAAGCUUGAAAAGGUGGCGUUAAAGAGACGAAAAGACGUUGGACGACCACUUGUCGUGAUUAUCAAUGCAGUUCAUCUCUUAAGAGACGACGAAGACGGGAGAGACCUACUUGAGCUUCUGCAACAGCGCGCCGAGCAGUGGGCAGCAAGUAAUCUGGUAACUAUGGUGUUCAACAGCGAUGAUUAUUGGGUAUAUGAACGGCUUAAAGUUCUCGCGACACGUAUGGAAGUAACUUCCGUUACCGACCUCCCUAAACCUCAGGCGAUGUCCGCACUGGCUAAAUAUAGACAGAGAUACUUUGCAGAGACACCCGAGUCAAAAAUUCUGACUGAAGUGUACAACCGUGUUGGUGGACGGCUGACGUAUCUGAACCGCGUCGCCAAAUCCAAAGACAUGCUGGAGACAUGCAACUUAAUCAUUGAUACCGAGAAGCGAUGGUUUCUCAAUCAAUGCUGGAUUCUGGGUAUGGAGAUGGAUGACGACGUUAUGGAUCAACAGAAAUACGCUUCGGCUGCGAUGGUUCUCGCCCAAGCACUCGUAAAAGCGGAAGAUGCCCUGCAAGCUUCACCAAACGCAUCACCUCACCAAAUUCCUCAGAUCCCUCUUCAUAAAGCCCGAGAGAUUAUGACCCGAGCAGAUUUUAUUAAACAGUAUGACCACGUAAAUCUUUUCACUAUCACAAGCACUGCUUUCGUGCGGGCAGAUUCCGUCCCUAUGCAAAGAGCCUUUCGCGACAUAUGUUCUCAAGAAGGCUUCGACGAGCACCUUGAAGGAACUCUUCAACGAAUUGCUGAUAUCGAGUCUUUGGGCCGAACGAGAGAACUGGUAGCGAAAGAUUUGGUUCUGGGAGGGAAAUAUAACAUUGUGAUGAAAGACGGCGUGCGUAGAGGGGAAAAAGUAACGGAGGUUACGCUUGAGGAAAAGCCCGACGCAGAUGACGAGAAAAAUGAAUGA